This is a messenger RNA of Ectocarpus siliculosus, 2665 nucleotides long. Lineage: Eukaryota; Phaeophyceae; Ectocarpales; Ectocarpaceae. The record is from the annotation of a GenBank genome assembly.
AUGGGGGAGUGGCGGCAGCGGGGGGAGGAGGGGGGGGCGGAGGAGACGGAGAUGAACGGAGCGGAGGAGGAAUGGACGGAGGUAAGGGAGGCGGCCACCCGGGAGACGGAGCUGCGGCGGCGGCAGCAGAGGCUGUAUCGGGAAGGGGAGCAGCAGCAACAACAAAGGCAGCAAAGCAGGAGCGUGCUGGCCUCUUCUUCUUCCCCCCUGUUGGAGGUCAGCCUGGAUAGGUCGGUCAUGCCAGAGCCCGUUGUGCCCCCGGUGAUGUGGGGGACAACCACCGCUGCUUUCCUCGGCGUGGUCGCGGUGACCGCUCGGAUCCCUCGCUUGCUCGGAGCCGUCGGCAAGAGCAGCACGGUAACCGUGGGCAACACGCUGGGCCCGGUUGCGACGCCCGCCGCCGGCGUCGCCGGCAAGCUCGCGUCCGCCUUCCCGGGACUCCGCUACGGCGCGCGCGUAUGGGCCGGUUCCCUGGGGUCCUGGGCGUCCCGGCGUUCCCAGCAGUGGGCAGAGGCGUUCGGGCCGGAGGCGGUGGUGCUGCCGGCGAACGACUGGUCCGUCUGCACGCUGCUGGAGAAAGUCAGGGAGGGGGACGGGGGCUUGUACCGGUACCGUUUCGGCUUGCCGAGCUCGCCUGACGCGGUCCUGCCGCUCGAGCUCGGACAGGAGCUGACGUUGUGCGGGCUGGAUGCCUCCAACCAGGUGGUGCAGGGCAACUACGUGCCUCUCACACCCCGCAAGCAGCGGGGAGCCUUCGAGGUCGUCGUGAUGAAGGCGACGGACGGGGCCGAGCUGGACGACGGCCUGCCGACCACCCGAAGCAACCGAGAGUUCUCCCGCUUCCUCGACAACCUGCCCCUCGGAGACGAGAUAGCGGUGAAGCCGGGGCGCGCGGGGCUGGUGUACGGGGGGGCUAACCAGCCGAUAACGGACCUCGUCCUCGUCGCCAAUGGGGUGGGCGUCGUGCCGAUGAUCCAGAUGGUGAACGAGCUCUUGCCUUCCUCGUCGUCUUCGGUGGCUUCCGCGUCCGUGGUCUGGCUCAACGAGAAGGCCGAGGACUUCGCCCUCUACUCGGAGCUGGAAAAGGCCUUCUUCCGGAACCACCGCAAGCUGGACGUGAGCUGCAUCGUCGAGAGGGACCUGUUCGGGAGCCACCUCGAGGCCAACGCUAACGUUAACGCGGCCUCUCCCGAGUUUAAGAUCGGCACCCUAGCCGCGGUGGCAGGGCCAGAUUUCUUCACGCGAAAGGUGACCGACUACCUGGUCCGAAGGGGCUACCCCGAAGAUGCCAUCAUCGGCCUCUAACCAUCUCCGCAGCUCGAUUCCCGCGGGGAGCGAGCGGCCUGGGGUCGAAUGGUGACGCUUUGGAGCUGCUGUGUGUAAGAGUAGCUGGCCGCUGCGUCCCCGCUGCUACUGCCUGUUCCUGUGUGUGGGAGGCAUUUCUUGGUUCUGAGAAGUGUCGCAAGCAGUGUGCCCGUGCACCCGUCUCUCCGGUGCUUGCACUAUACGCUAUUUCACAUGUUAUGCUAUAUCACAUGUUAUAACCUGUGGAUAGUUAGUGGAGGGAGGGUGCACCAGAGAAAGACAUUGGUUAUCACACAUUGGCCAACUUCACUGUUUUUUCCGGAAAUCUCGGUGUUUUUGUUUUAUCGUUCGUUUGUUUCACUUCACCUCGCUUGAAUGACUUGACACGAAAUCACGGUGCUGUAGGUACGGGGAAUGCGUAUUACUUGACCUCCUUCGAGGAUUUACUUGACUACGUCUGAUACACAUUUACCUACGACAGGCAAGUCACAGCGUUCAGAAUAGAUACAGAGCACGGGAUCAUUUCAUUUUCUGGAGUGAUGGGAUUCAAAGUAGCCAGUAAAUUAAAUAGCAGCGAGGUGGGCGCGAGAACCAAAGCCAACAGUUUGGUUCGUAUAUAUAGCUGGUAUGUUUUCUAUAUUCUAGACAAACCAAUCGCCAAAGGGUGGCGGCGAUGACUCAAACGUAGUUGGCGCAACGAACACCACGUUUUUUCGCGUUUUUUCUUUAUUCGUGUUUUUGUCGAUGGUGAAAUUGGGUUGAGAUGUCAUUGGAUGUUGAUCAAUGAUAGUUGGUUGGCAUCCUGUCCGCAUAUUAUUUUUGUCACAAUUAGUGAUGCUACAUCGCUUUUGCUUUACUUUUAUCUCUAUUUUGUACUAGGAGAUGCGGAUGGUUGCUGGUGCGCUGUUGCUCUCCCUGUAGCUAAGGGGGGAUAAGAAAAGUUGAAAAAAAGGGAGUUUUAAGGGGUUCGCCCAGGUUUACGGACAAUGUGUGGAGUCUCUCUCUCAAGGUAGAAAAAGUGUAUGUGGCACCACCUACAACGGAAAGAAACUUGCCCUUUCAUUUCCCCACAGAAUGUAUCUCAAGAAGUCUAUGGUUCGAUCCGUUUUCCCUUGAUUGUCGUUCGGUGUUGUUGACCAUGGAGACCCGCAAUGGAUUUUGCCAGCUGUAGAGACAAUCGAACGGAAGGUUGGGACAUUUUUUUCGACGUUCUUUGCAUUUUUCGGAAUGUUCGGGGGAACCAUCCUAAACAAUGAUGUGAUCGGAUGUAGAGUGUGUGUGUGAUUUCCUCCGACGAAAAUUCGGUGCGGGGGGUGAUGCGUUAGUCCUUCGACUAUUGGCUAACUAAAAAUCGACCAUU